Molecule: messenger RNA, 717 nt
Organism: Zonotrichia albicollis (white-throated sparrow)
Lineage: Eukaryota; Metazoa; Chordata; Aves; Passeriformes; Passerellidae
Source: RefSeq, a predicted model, not a curated record
AUGGCGUACUACUACGGCGACAUGGCUUAUGAAUCCGGCAUGACACGCAUCGUGGGUGGUGCUGGUGCCCUGCCAGGAGCCUGGCCCUGGAUUGUCAGCAUCCACCACCCAUGGGUUCCAGACCCAGGGCAUCUGUGUGGAGGGUCCCUCAUCAGCACACAGUGGGUCCUCACAGCAGCCCACUGCUUCGACAAGUUUGAUAACAUCAGCCUGCUGUCUGUGGUGAUUGGGGCCACCCAGUUCACUCAGCCGGGCCAUGGGGCACAAAUGCGCAGUGUCAAGCAGUUGCUGGUGCAUGAGUACUACAACCCUAAUGACAUGAGCUAUGACAUUGCUCUUCUGGAAUUGGACCAUCCUGUCAAGUGCAGCCCCUACAUCCAGCUGGCCUGUGUGCCCGACGCCAGACUGAGAGUGUCAGAGCUGCAAAACUGCUGGAUUGCUGGCUGGGGGGCCACUACUGCAAGAUCUCAAGAUGCACCUGAUCUCCUGCAGGAGGCCAAGGUCCAGCUCAUCAAUCUCCAGCUCUGCAACAGCAGUGACUGGUACGGAGGGGAGAUCCACACCCACAACUUGUGUGCUGGUUACCCACAGGGUGGCAUCGACACCUGCCAGCCAGGGCCUGAUGACCAGGACUUAGUACUUAAAUGCCUCACCCCCGAAAGUGUUCAAGGACAGCUUCUAAGCCGAGACAUGCACACUGUGGACAGCUGGGUCUAG